CUACAAUUCCUAUCACAUCGUUACAGUUCAUUCAUUCAAACGUUCGACUUCGUCGCGUCCACUUGAACUAUCAACUACUAAAUGUAUCGACGCUAGUAGGAUAUUUAGGAAGAAGUAAAGAUUUCUAAAAAUGUCAAAUGCUGUGAUUAUUGCUGUUUAUAUUUUAAAUACCACAAAAACUAAUAAAUUUUAAUUCUUAUCGUGUAUGUUGUUCGGUUUGUUUUCGUCAUGGAGCCCGAUGAGAACAAAAAUAUACCCAGUGUGUCCCAAGUGGUGGAUGAAAAUGCAAGAGCUAGUGAUGUUACCACUGCUAAAGACGAAAAACAAGCCAACAAACAAGAAAUCAAAGGAAAGAAGAUAACAUGGAAGCAAAAAUGCUCAUUAGUAAUGUUAAUGACAGCAGAUUUUAUGUGUUAUUGCUCAAUGUCUAUUAUGGCACCCUUUUAUCCACAAGAAGCUGCACAUCGGGGGAUGACACAAUCCAUGGCAGGCUUCGUAUUCGGCUAUUUCGCUUUAGUCAUUUUCAUUUCAUCUCCUAUAUUCGGUAAAAUUUGUCCAAAAAUUGGAGUUAAAUUUUUAUUUAUUAUUGGAUUAUUUACAUCAGGGAUUUGUACUGUGAUAUUUGGAACUUUGCAUCACGUAGAGGACUACGGUGGUUUUACAACACUUUCGUUUGUAAUAAGAGGCUUUGCCGCCUUGGGUUCCAGUGCGUACGCUACUGCUGCCUAUGUGAUAGUAGUAAAUGUGUUUCCUGAGAAUGCUGGCGCAAUCAGGGGUAUUUUAGAAACAUUUGUAGGGUUAGGACUGUGCGCAGGUCCAGGAAUCGGGGGCGUGCUUUUUGAUAUCGGAGGCUUUGGCCUCCCAUUCUAUGUAGUAGGAAUAAUUCUGGUGAUACUUGCACCGCUAAAUAUUUUCAUUUUGGAAAGGCCUCAAAAAGCCAAGAUUGAAUCUAAGUCUGGUUCAUUAACUAGUCUUUUGAAAUUGACCCCGAUCAUGAUGACCUGUUUUAUUAUGAUCGUGGUAUCAAUGACAUGGGGAUUUUUGGAUCCCACAUUGGAACCUCACUUUAGUAAGUUUUCUCUUUCCAACACGGUGAUAGGAUUGAUAUUUUUACUCACAUCUGGAACAUAUGCAAUAUCAUGUCCGUUUUGGGGCUACUUAACAGAUAAGCUUCAAGUUUAUUGGUGGUUAAUGACCGUUGGAUUAUUUGGCAAUUCUGUGAUAUUAUUAUUUUUAGGACCUUGUUUUAAUUUUUUGCCUGAAUCAUUGUGGUUAAAUAUGUUGAGUUUGUCGCUUCUAGGGGUUACAGUAGGAAUGGCAUUAAUGCCUACAUAUCAGUUUAUUUUGGACAGUGCUAUUGAGAACGGAUAUGCGGAUGACUUAGCGACACAUUCGGUAAUAGCAGGUUUAUGGUCAUCUGUAUAUUCUCUUGGGGAGGUCCUGGGUCCUGUUCUUGGAGGAUCCCUCAUGGAGCAUUACGAAUUUUCAAAUGCAUGUGCAACGUUUGCAGCACUCAACUUCUUCGUAGGAGCUUUAACUACAGUGUUUUUAAUGAACAGAAAAGAGUUGUCAUUAAAAGGAAAUUUACUAAGUGUUUUUAUAAAACCAGAAAUCUACCAAAACGGUACCAUUGAUAUUAUUGUGGAGAAAGAGCAGCAAAAGAUGAUUGAGAAUAUUAAAACUAAAUAGGCAACUAGUUUUUUAAUUUCAAUUUGUUGAGAUAUAGUUUAUAUACCAUGUACUUGUUUAUUAUUUAUUAAUAAACCUCGACCUUUGAUUAGGAUAUGUUGAAAGUAUUAAACCAUGUCAAAUUAAAUAAAAAUAAUUUAACUGUU
This is a messenger RNA of Diabrotica balteata, 1835 nucleotides long. Lineage: Eukaryota; Metazoa; Arthropoda; Insecta; Coleoptera; Chrysomelidae. The record is from the annotation of a GenBank genome assembly.